UCCCGAAACUGUCGUUCCGCCGUUUGCCUAAUUCCUCUCUUUAGGGGGAAAUUUUCUUUGUUCGUUGUUCCCCCCAACCCCCCUUUAAGUCCGAGCGAAAUGCAGUGGGGAAGAUUACGUCAUCGCAAUCUAAGGGGUCAUCAUCAAAUUUGAAAUAUUUAAAGUGGAUACAAAACUGUUUCAGCAAUGCAGACAAUUAAGUGCGUUGUUGUGGGUGAUGGUGCCGUUGGUAAAACAUGUCUCCUGAUAUCCUACACAACAAACAAAUUUCCAUCUGAGUAUGUACCGACUGUUUUUGACAACUAUGCAGUCACAGUUAUGAUUGGUGGAGAGCCAUAUACUCUUGGACUUUUUGAUACUGCAGGGCAAGAGGAUUAUGACAGAUUACGACCGCUGAGUUAUCCACAAACAGAUGUAUUUCUAGUCUGUUUUUCAGUGGUCUCACCAUCCUCAUUUGAAAAUGUGAAAGAAAAGUGGGUGCCUGAGAUAACUCACCACUGUCCAAAGACUCCUUUCUUGCUUGUUGGGACCCAAAUUGAUCUCAGAGAUGACCCCUCUACUAUUGAGAAACUUGCCAAGAAUAAACAGAAGCCUAUCACUCCAGAGACUGCUGAAAAACUGGCCCGUGACCUGAAGGCUGUCAAGUAUGUGGAGUGUUCUGCACUCACACAGAAAGGCCUAAAGAAUGUAUUUGACGAAGCAAUAUUGGCUGCCCUGGAGCCUCCAGAACCGAAGAAGAGCCGCAGGUGUGUGCUGCUAUGAACGCCUCUCCAGAGCCCUUUCUGCACAGCUGGUGUUGGCAUCCUACUAAAAGCAAUGUUUAAAUCAAACUAAAGAUUAAAAAUUAAAAUUCGUUUUUGCAAUAAUGACAAAUGCCCUGCACCUACCCACAUGCACUCGUGUGAGACAAGACCCAUAGGUAUGGCCCCCUUCCCCCUCUCAAUACUGGUUAAUUUUGAGUAAUUGUGUAUUGUCAGAAAAGUGAUCAGUACUAGUUUUUGUUUUGUUGUUUCAAAAAAAUUAUUAUUUUUUUUUUGUUUGUUUAAAAGCAAGGCAUGCUUGUGAUGACUCUGUAACAGACUAAUUUGGGUUGUUGAAGCUGUUCCCGGGUUCCACUCUGGCGAGUGAUCUGGGAUAUCUAGUGUGUUUUGUUUUUUUUUUCUUUUCUUUCCUUUUUUGGGGGGGGGGCGGGGGAGUGUGUGUGGGAUUUGUUUUUAUUUAGUCAUGUUUUUUUAAUUCAUUAACCAUUGGACAGCCUUUAAGGGGAGGAGGACGGAUUGAUUCCACAUUCCACUUCCUAGAUCUAGUUUAGAAAACAUGUUCCCCACCUGGUGCUCUUAGGAAGGAGUAUAGUAAACGCCUCAUUUAAUAAUAUACUCCUUUUUGAAAGUUGCCUUUUCUCUCCACCCUUGAGUAGGUCCAGUAUUUGAUGAAACUCAUGAAAGUGGGUGGAACCUGUCUUGCCCCUCCUCUUUUCUAGGAUGCACUAUAUUUGUGACUGUGACUCUCAAGGAAAUUUGUUUGCCAUUUGCUGAUUUUUUUUUUGAAGUUAAUUUCUAACUUCUUUCACUGAUAAAUGAAGAAAAGUAUUGCACCUUUUGAAAUACACCAAAUGGAUCGAGUACAUAAUUAAAAAACAUUUUUUUCCCUGUCAGUCAUUGUCUUAAUAUGCUUAGCAUAGAUGUGCAGCUUAAUAGUGUAUGAUAUGGUGUUCCUAGAACACAGCGGAAGAUCUGGUAUAUAGGGGAAAUCCGAGGGGUGGUGCUAGAAGACAGAUGUCUGUGGGAUGAUUCACAUCCUCUUUCAAGUUAUGAGGAUGGAGACCUGCUUCAUUAAGAAGCUGGGGGUGGGGUGGGGGUGGGGAGAACAUUUAACAACAUGGGGACCAGUCAGGGGAAUCCCCUCAUUUCUGUUUUGCAUGUGAGGAACCCUAGAGCAGCCAGGUGAGGCUGUCUAGUUUAAUAAAAAUCCUGGGGAGAGCCUUAUGAAGACUCUUCGUAAGUGUUAAUAGGGAUUUUAUCAGCUUAUUUUGGUUGCAGUUUUCAAGUCUUAAAAAUGUUAGGUAAUCUUCCCCACCUUCCCCAAAUCCUAAUUCUUGUAGAUUUCAUUAGUGUCGAACCAGUGCUUUCUCAUGUCUCAAUUCUUUGUAUAUGCAUUCUUUUCAGAUAUAUUAAACAAACAAACAAACAAAAACCCUUCA
Molecule: messenger RNA, 2200 nt
Organism: Hippopotamus amphibius kiboko
Lineage: Eukaryota; Metazoa; Chordata; Mammalia; Artiodactyla; Hippopotamidae
Gene: CDC42
Product: cell division cycle 42
Exons: 6
Coding region: 187-762 (191 amino acids)
Biological process (GO): modification of synaptic structure; small GTPase-mediated signal transduction
Cellular component (GO): dendritic spine
Molecular function (GO): GTP binding; GTPase activity
Source: RefSeq, a predicted model, not a curated record